UGGGGUUGGCUUCACCGUACUCGCCGUCGCCUACCCUCGUAGCCAGCUAGCUUGAGCGAUGAUUGUCAAUAAUGGCGACGCGUUUAUCUUGAGUUUACUUUAACGAACCAUCUGAAGAAAAAACGAAACUCAACAGAACCCAGGACGUUUGGUGACAACAUAAAUGAUAAACCAUCAAGAAGAAAGAAAGCUACUUUAACCCCAAAACGGACUGAGUUACGCAGCGUUGAUCAAGUUGAGGAGGUGGCAUUCUUCUUGCAGAGCAGAGAGGCAAGGCAAUCUGCAGCCAAGCAGUUAUCCAGCUAGCUUGCUAACAAAGGUGUAGCUGCCAUUUCCUGACGAUGUGAUUACUUUACAAUCUUUCGUGUGAUUUUUUUUCGUUGCAAUGUAAUGCAAGGAUUAAGACAUACAGAAAAACAUUGGUCGAUGCCAAAGGUAGCCUCGGAAAACAAUUCAGAGUAGAAAGUGCGUGCCAUUCAACAGCUUUCAAGCUAACGCGUUAGUCUAGCUUGUAGUGCUUGCUAUAUUGAUAGAUAGGUACUUUACACAGCCACUGUAACGGUGAACGACGUUAACGUGUAGCUAGUUAGCUAGUCAGUUUACUGAACUGAAGUCCAGAUCACUGUUGUGUUGGUCUCACCACAUUAAACUAGUAGCAGCUGUUUUCCUGGACAGUCUGUUAACAUUUAGAAGCAGACUUGUCAGUGGAAGUGGCUUGUCAGCAAGGUAGCUAGCUCGGGUCGCUAGCUUGCUAUUACUAUUAUUUUUCUUUGCAAGAUCCUUUUAAAUGACAACCGGAAGGAAUAACCGUGUGAUGAUGGAAGGAGUGGGUGCGAGAGUGAUCCGUGGUCCCGAUUGGAAAUGGGGAAAACAGGAUGGUGGAGAGGGACAUGUUGGCACCGUUAGGAGUUUCGAAAGUCCAGAAGAAGUGGUGGUUGUCUGGGAUAACGGGACUGCUGCCAAUUACCGCUGCUCCGGUGCAUACGACGUGAGGAUAUUUGACAGUGCACCGACAGGUAUAAAGCACGAUGGCACCAUGUGUGACACCUGCCGCCAGCAGCCUAUCAUCGGCAUCCGCUGGAAGUGUGCAGAGUGCACCAACUAUGACCUGUGCACCACCUGUUACCAUGGAGACAAGCAUCACCUUCGUCAUCGGUUCUACAGAAUCACAACACCCGGCAGCGAGAGGGUCCUGUUGGAGUCCCGGCGCAAGUCGAAGAAGAUCACGGCACGGGGCAUCUUCACGGGCGGCCGGGUGGUGAGAGGGGUGGACUGGCAGUGGGAGGACCAGGACGGAGGCAACGGGAGGAGAGGGAAGGUGACAGAGAUCCAGGACUGGAGUGCGGCCAGCCCCCACAGUGCUGCCUACGUCCUGUGGGACAACGGAGCCAAAAACCUCUACAGAGUGGGCUUUGAGGGGAUGUCGGAUCUGAAAUGCGUCCAGGAUGCCAAAGGAGGCUCGUUCUACAGAGACCACUGCCCCGUGCUCGGCGAACAGAACGGGAACAGGAACCCCGGGGGUCUGCAGAUCGGGGACCUGGUCAACAUCGACCUGGACCUGGAGAUCGUCCAGUCCCUGCAGCACGGCCACGGGGGCUGGACCGACGGCAUGUUCGAGACCCUCACCACCACCGGCACGGUGUGCGGCAUCGACGAGGACCACGACAUCGUGGUGCAGUACCCCUCCGGGAACAGGUGGACGUUCAACCCGGCGGUGCUGACCAAGGCCAACGUGGUGCGCAGCGGGGAGGUGGCGGCAGGGGCAGAGGGGGGCAGCUCCCAGUUCCUGGUGGGAGACCUGGUGCAGAUCUGCUACGACAUUGACCGCAUCAAGCUGCUGCAGAGAGGACACGGGGAGUGGGCUGAGGCCAUGCUGCCUACCCUGGGAAAGGUGGGCAGGGUGCAGCAGAUCUACUCAGACAGUGACCUGAAGGUGGAGGUGUGCGGUACCUCCUGGACCUACAACCCUGCCGCCGUCACCAAGGUGGCCCCCUCGGGGUCUGCCGUCACCAACGCCUCCGGAGAGCGUCUGUCCCAGCUCCUGAAGAAGCUGUUUGAGACCCAGGAAUCGGGCGACAUCAACGAGGAGCUGGUGAAGGCUGCCGCCAACGGAGACCUGGCCAAGGUGGAGGACAUCCUCAAGAGGCCCGACGUGGACGUGAACGGCCAGUGUGCGGGACACACAGCCAUGCAGGCCGCCAGCCAGAAUGGGCACGUGGACGUCCUCAAACUGCUGCUGAAGCACAACGUAGACCUGGAGGCCGAGGAUAAGGACGGAGACCGGGCAGUGCACCACGCGUCGUUCGGCGACGAGGGCUCGGUGAUCGAGGUGCUGCAGAGGGGCGGGGCCGACCUGAACGCCAGGAACAAGAGGAGACAGACCCCGCUGCACAUCGCCGUCAACAAGGGCCACCUGCAGGUGGUCAAGACCCUGCUGGACUUCGGAUGCCACCCAAGCCUCCAGGACUCGGAGGGAGACACGCCCCUCCACGACGCCAUCAGUAAGAAGAGGGAUGACAUGCUGUCUGUGCUGCUGGAGGCUGGCGCCGACGUCACCAUCACCAACAACAACGGCUUCAAUGCCCUCCACCACGCCGCCCUGCGAGGGAACCCCAGUGCCAUGAGAGUGCUGCUGUCCAAGUUGCAGCCCUGGAUCGUAGAUGAGAAGAAGGAUGAUGGUUACAGCCUGCACCUGGCCGCCCUCAACAACCAUGUGGAGGUGGCUGAGCUGCUGGUGCACCAGGGCAGUGCCAGCCUGGACAUCCAGAACGUAAACCAGCAGACAGCUCUGCACCUGGCUGUGGAGCGCCAACACACACAGAUAGUCCGGCUGCUGGUGAGAGCGGAGGCCAAGCUGGAUGUGCAGGAUAAGGACGGGGACACGCCCCUCCACGAGGCCCUGCGCCACCACACGCUGUCCCAGCUCCGGCAGAUCCAGGACAUGCACGACGUCAGCAAGGUGGAGCCCUGGGAGCCCUCCAAGAACACGUUGAUCAUGGGUUUAGGAACUCAGGGGGCGGAGAAGAAGAGUGCGGCGUCAAUCGCCUGCUUCCUGGCUGCUAACGGUGCUGACCUGACCAUCCGCAACAAGAAGGGCCAGUCUCCCCUGGACCUGUGCCCUGACCCCAGCCUCUGCAAGGCCCUGGCCAAGUGCCACAAAGAGAAGACCAGUGGGCAGGUGGGCUCGCGCAGUCCCUCUCUGAACAGCAACCACGAGACCCUGGACGAGUGCAUGGUGUGCUCGGACAUGAAGAGAGACACGCUGUUCGGGCCCUGCGGACACAUCGCCACCUGCUCCCUCUGCUCGCCACGCGUCAAGAAGUGUCUGAUCUGCAAGGACCAGGUCCAGUCUAGGACCAAGAUAGAGGAGUGUGUGGUGUGCUCUGACAAAAAGGCCGCCGUCCUCUUCCAGCCCUGUGGUCACAUGUGUGCUUGCGAGAAUUGUGCCAGCCUCAUGAAGAAGUGCGUUCAGUGUCGGGCUGUUGUAGAACGCCGCACUCCCUUUGUUAUGUGCUGUGGAGGGAAAGGUAUGGAGGAUGAUCCGGCUGAUGAUGAUGAUGAUGAUGAUGAUGAUGAUGAUGAGGACCUUAGUAGCACUAACUCUAUGGCAGGGGGCUCACAGGACCUGCUCCAGCCCAACAAUCUGGCCCUGAGUUGGUCCAGCGGUAACAUCCCGGCCUUGCAGAGGGACAAGGACAACACCAACGUCAACGCCGACGUGCAGAAGCUCCAGCAGCAGCUCCAGGACAUCAAGGAGCAGACGAUGUGUCCCGUGUGUCUGGACCGGCUGAAGAACAUGAUCUUCAUGUGUGGCCACGGCACAUGCCAGCUGUGUGGGGACCGCAUGAGCGAGUGUCCCAUCUGCCGCAAGGCCAUCGAGCGCCGCAUCCUCCUCUACUAGACCCCCGGGCCGUCUAUGUCGGCCAACCCCCACCCCCCCCCCCACACACACACACCCGCACACGCGCACACAAAUUCAACACUACAAGAAAACCGGCAAAUGUAAGACUUCUUCUCAAGCAUAACAGUGGGGGCUUCUUUCGAAUGAAGACCUGUUACACAAGUGAAACUCUUAAGACAAACCAACAAGAAAGAAAAAGAAGAAGAUUGAGGUUCCUCUCAACGUUCUCUUGUCUCAGCUUCGGCCUGUAGCAAAAAGCUGUCCCGGGUGCCCCAGCCCCCCCACCCCCCACC
This is a messenger RNA of Osmerus eperlanus (European smelt), 4194 nucleotides long. RefSeq names its product MIB E3 ubiquitin protein ligase 1 (gene mib1). NCBI's taxonomy places the organism in Eukaryota, Metazoa, Chordata, Actinopteri, Osmeriformes, Osmeridae. Gene Ontology annotation, molecular function: zinc ion binding; protein binding; ubiquitin-protein transferase activity. Gene Ontology annotation, biological process: Notch signaling pathway; protein ubiquitination; endocytosis. Gene Ontology annotation, cellular component: cytoplasm. The record is from RefSeq and is a predicted model, not a curated record.